Molecule: messenger RNA, 1209 nt
Organism: Cucumis sativus (cucumber)
Lineage: Eukaryota; Viridiplantae; Streptophyta; Magnoliopsida; Cucurbitales; Cucurbitaceae
Product: F-box protein At5g49610-like
Exons: 1
Coding region: 1-1188 (395 amino acids)
Molecular function (GO): protein binding
Source: RefSeq, a predicted model, not a curated record
AUGGUGAUUGUUUAUGACAUUGUGAUUCACAUUCUAUCCAAACUUCCAUCAGAAUCUCUUCUUCGAUUCAAGUCUGUUUGCAGAUCUUGGUAUGCUCUUAUCAAUCACCAUAAAUUUGUAACUAAACAUCUCUUAAAUUCUUUUUCCCACAAGCAUGUUCUUCUCAAGCGUGUCAUCAUCAACAACUCUGGCAAAAAAGAACACGUGUUAUCCAUCCUCGAAUUUUCUCUUGAUCGAUCUGUGUCGUCUGUUCUUGACGUCCCUUUACCAUUUAAUGAGAAUCCUCCAAACGUCCCUUUACCAUUUCGUGAGAAUCUUCCAGAUUUACAAAUUAAUGGCCAUUCUCACGGCUUAAUUUGUAUAGGUUGUGAUAAUAAUCGUGAUAUUUUUCUUUGUAAUCCCAUGACGAGGCAGGUUCGUAAACUUCCGUCAACUUCAAUUUUUGUGGUCCAUGAACCUCAUGAUGUUUAUUUAAAGCCGAGGAUUGUUGGAUUUGGGUACGAUGUGAAAUGUGGAGAUUUCAAAGUGGUUAGAGUUGUGGGUUUUUCAAGAGGAGUUGUAUAUUAUCCUUCAAGAGUGGAAAUUUAUGAUUUGAGAAAAGAUAGAUGGAGAGAAAUUAAAACAUUUGUUGAUGCGUGCUCAAUAUGCAUGUCUUCGUUUGACAUUUAUCACGAAGGAACAUUUUACUGGAUGGGGAUAAAUGGGUUGAGUGAAGAAGAAGUUAUACUAACGUUCAACAUGAGCAGAGAGGUUUUUGAAAAAAUUUCAAUCCCAGAGAGUUUUCACCUUUCCAAUUAUACGGAGGAUUAUAGAAGUUUAGUGGUUUUGAAUGGAUUUUUGCGUAUAUUUUCUUAUCCAGCAUUUCAAAGAAAUGAAAAAGCUUUUGAGAUUUGGGAGACAGAGAUGGAUGGAUCUAAUGUUGUUUCGUGGUCAAAGCUAUGGACGAUUGGCCCUCUUUUUGGAAUUGAAUAUCCGUUGUUGUUUUUAAGCUCAAAUGAACUUUUAAUAGAGGCAAAAGAAGGACAAAUUAUUUUGUACGAUUGUAAAACUCAACAAGUCAAAGAACUGCAAGUAAGAAGUGAAGCUAUAUGUGAAGGCGAUACUUCGAACAGAUUUGAAGGUACUAAUUUGUUCGUUAAAAGUUUAAUAUCUGUGGAAGGAGGAUAUAAUCUAAGUUAUGAGUUAUAGUAUUUUUCCAAACUUAGUUUA